AUGUGUGCCUGUUUCCACAGAGGAGGGGCUAUCGCCCCCUGCCCAGCUGUGCAGUGGGGGUGGGACCUUUCCAGAGAGGGAGCCAGGCCUGGCCUGGGCCCCAGGAGCUCACGUCACCCCACCCCCCACCCAUCAUUUCUCUAGGGAACCGGCAAAGCCAAACGCAGCUGAGGCCGGGAUUAUGUGUCCUGGGUAAACCCACGGAGAGACAGCGAGAUACAGACCUGGGGCACAUUCCUGCCCUGGAGCUGGCCCACCUCGGCACUGGCUCCUUGGAUUCCUCUCCCGGGUGCCUUUCAGCUCCAACAGAAACAGAAUUUUUUUUUCCUGGAAAGCAGAACUAAGAGGAGGGUGGGGGCUGGGGAUGGGAAGGAGGAGGGGGCUGGAGGGCAACGAGGGGUACCCCUGGGGGGCAGGAGGGAGAGCCAGGUGAAAACCGUCUUCAGAAAGAGCCUGCCUGUGGGUGCCUGCACUGGCCUGGCAGCGCCGAGCAGGGUCUAG
Messenger RNA from Trichechus manatus latirostris (Florida manatee), 501 nucleotides. RefSeq lists its product as uncharacterized. NCBI's taxonomy places the organism in Eukaryota, Metazoa, Chordata, Mammalia, Sirenia, Trichechidae. The record is from RefSeq and is a predicted model, not a curated record.